This is a messenger RNA of Ictalurus furcatus (blue catfish), 1602 nucleotides long. It is a transcript of the gene zdhhc16a, whose product is annotated as zinc finger DHHC-type palmitoyltransferase 16a. Gene Ontology annotation, molecular function: palmitoyltransferase activity. Lineage: Eukaryota; Metazoa; Chordata; Actinopteri; Siluriformes; Ictaluridae. The coding region runs from base 147 to 1292 and encodes 381 amino acids. The transcript is spliced from 11 exons. Gene Ontology annotation, cellular component: Golgi apparatus. Gene Ontology annotation, biological process: protein palmitoylation. The record is from RefSeq and is a predicted model, not a curated record.
GGCUGAGCAGUGGGGGGAAAAAAGCUGCAAGCGUUGUAUCAACUGGCCAAAUUAUCAUCAUGUCCGCGAUUAAACCUUCCCUCAGGAGCAUCAUGAGCUGAUUGCGGCGUUUUACACUUUCACUAGAGGAAUACACUCAGGUUAGAAUGCGGCUGUGCUCCUGUGCCAUGCACUUGUUGGUGCGAUGGAUGCGUAGCUGCAUGAGGCGCAGUCGCUGCCGCUUGCCUCGGAGACUGCAGGAGCAUCUGAGCUACACCAGACUCAUCUUUAAUUCCGUCUGCCACAAUUCUCUCCUCAACUGUGAUCUCGUGACUGACUCCCUUUUUGAGCCAGUCUUCUGGAUGGUGGAUAUUAUUACCCGCUGGUUCGGGAUGGUCUUUGUGUUUCUAGUGAUUGUUCUCACCAGCUCCGUCCUCUUAGUUGCAUAUUUCUGCCUCCUCCCUUUGGCCCUUAAAACAUAUUCUCUUGGCUGGUUAGUAUGGCACUUAAGCUACGGACACUGGAACUUGGUGAUGAUUGUCUUCCACUACUACAAGGCCACCACGACAUCUCCUGGAUACCCUCCUAAGAUGAAGACAGACAUUGCAUUUGUGUCCGUCUGCAAAAAAUGUAUACGACCCAAACCAGCAAGAACUCAUCACUGUGGCAUUUGCAAAACGUGUAUACUGAAAAUGGACCAUCACUGUCCUUGGCUUAACAACUGCGUCGGCCAUUUCAAUCACCGUUACUUCUUCUCCUUCUGUCUUUGUAUGACCCUUGGCUGUAUAUAUUGCAGCAUCAGUGGCCGUAACCUCUUCAUAGAUGCAUACCAUGCCUUAGAUCAAAUCAAGCACAUGGACAUGGAAAAACAGGGAGUUCCAGUGACAGGUGUAGGUCUGCUCAUAGGCAUCCUUCCUCAAGAAACUCUGACUGAGAAGAGUCAAACCUCGGCACCUUUAACCUUUAAGGACCGGAUGUUUCAUAAGAGUGUUAUCUACAUGUGGGUGCUGACUAGCACAGUAGCAGUUGCUUUAGGAGCUCUGACAUUGUGGCAUGCUGUCCUCAUCUCCCGUGGAGAGACAAGUAUUGAGAGGCACAUCAACAAUAAAGAGGCCAGACGCAUGGCCAAGCGGGGAAAAGUUUAUAGGAAUCCUUUCAACUAUGGGACAUUGAACAACUGGAAGGUGUUUUUUGGAGUAGAGAAGAGGAGUCAUUGGCUAACCCGGGUUUUACUGCCUUCUGGACACAGUCCUUAUGGUGACGGACUGACAUGGGACAUCUACCCGAUUAAAAAAGACAUGAUGCCAGUCUAAAUUUUAGCAUUAAUGGAUGUACUGUUGCUCAUGUUAGGUUGGUGCGCAGGUCUCUGCCUGCCUGUGGAUCCAUAAUCCUGCACAUCAUGUAGUCUGCCAAGCCCAGACUUACAGCUAUGACAUGGGAUGACAAGCAGCCAUGAAGAGGAAAAAACUUUUGUGUCUCUGGAAUAAUAGUAUUUUUUAACCUGAUGAUGAUGAUGAUGAUGAUGAUAUCUUUUAUCUAAUGUGCACUUCCAGAGGCUGGAACUGAUUUUAGUUUGGAAGAACUGGGACAUACUGUGGAGCUGUGCUCCCUCAAAUAUCAAAA